AUGCAGCUGGAGGUUGGCAGUGCCAGCAGUUUCCUCCCCUGGCUGUGCCAGAAGAUGGCGGCCUCCCUGGAUCCACUGCAGCUGUGCCAUGUGACAACGGCUGCUCACCCGCAGUCCCAGGAACUGGCCAGAAUUGGUCUUGGAAGUGAUGUAGACCUACACAUCAUGGAACUGCCAGUGGCUUACAAAAAAGCAAGAGAAAUUGUCUGUCAAGCAUGGGCAACCCUUCAGCCCCAAGUUAUGAUUCAUAUUGGCCUGGUUUCUACUUCUAAAGCAAUCAUCAUUCUGGAGCAGUGUGGGAAGAACAAAGGCUAUAAAGAAAAGGAUGCUUGUGGAUUUUGUCCAGAAAAAGGUUGUUGUGUCUUAGAAGGCCCGGAAAGAAUAGACUCUACAAUUAAUUUGAAGUGUGUCUGGAAAAACGUUCAGGUGGAAGGGAUGGAUGUAAUUUUUUCCAGAGAUGCAGGAAGGUACGUUUGUGAUUACAUCUAUUAUAACUCUCUUUACUAUGGUAAUGGAAGAGCAGCGUUUAUCCAUGUACCUCCCCUAUCCCAAUGGGUGACAGCAGAACUUAUUGGAAGAGCCCUACAGACUGUUAUCUUAGAGAUCUUAAAGCAAUGUAAACAGGGGAUAAUGUAA
This is a messenger RNA of Zootoca vivipara (common lizard), 636 nucleotides long. The record is from RefSeq and is a predicted model, not a curated record. Lineage: Eukaryota; Metazoa; Chordata; Lepidosauria; Squamata; Lacertidae.